Hydra vulgaris (swiftwater hydra) is the source of this 3162-nucleotide messenger RNA. RefSeq names its product neurogenic locus notch homolog protein 1-like. Gene Ontology annotation, biological process: cell differentiation; Notch signaling pathway; multicellular organism development. Gene Ontology annotation, molecular function: Notch binding; calcium ion binding. NCBI's taxonomy places the organism in Eukaryota, Metazoa, Cnidaria, Hydrozoa, Anthoathecata, Hydridae. Gene Ontology annotation, cellular component: membrane. The record is from RefSeq and is marked provisional.
ACAUACAGUAAACUUUUUAGUCCUUGUGUAAUAAGUAUUUAGCCAAUGUUCUUAAAAACAGUAAAACAUUUAAAAGUUACAAAACUACCGCAUGAUGGCGCAUAAUGGGUCAACCAAGAUUUUAUAUAGCUUUUAUAUUUACAAUUGGUUGUUGGAAUGCCCCUCUAGAAGGAAAACAACACGUCUACUAUGCUAGUAGAGAAGGAGCAAGCAAUUGCAAAUCAGAAGGAAUAAUGUCAUACCGAGGUUUGAUGAAAAAAAUCAUGUGUACAAAUGAACGCGUUGGAAAAACUUGCGAAAAUGACAAAUUUUGCAAAUCAAAUGAAGAAUGUUUAUGUGAAAACAAAUGCGAGGACCGAAGAUGUAAAAAAAAAGUGGUGAAUGCACAAUAUGAUGAUCAAGAAAAUCCAGGUUUCAAUGAAACAAAUGUUGGUCAAUGUAAAGUUAAUAUAUGUGAUAAUGGUGGUUCUUGUAUUGUAACAAAAGAAAAUACAACAAUAUGUCAUUGUGCUAGUGGAUUUUCUGGAGAUAAAUGCUCAACAAACAUAGAUGAUUGCUUUCCAAAUCCAUGUAAUGGUAAUGGUCAUUGUGAUGAUGGUAUUGGACGCUACAUCUGCAAAUGUUUUGAUGGUUUCAAAGGAAUUAAUUGUUCAUAUUCAAGUUCAUGCCGUAUAAAUUGUGAUUCAGUAAAUUCAAACUGCUCUGGUAAUGGGUGUGCUUGUAAAUCUGGCUUUGAAGGGGAAAAUUGUGAUAUUCAGAUCAAUGAAUGUACAAAAAUUUUUUGUGGCUUACAUGGACGCUGCGAAAGCACAAAAAAUGGUUAUGAAUGUGUUUGUAAUUCCUCAUACACAGGCCCCUUUUGCGAUAAAAAAAUAACCUAUUGCACAAAUACUAGUUGUCCUCAUGGCACUUGUAUUGAAAAAGACAAUGGAUUUUCAUGUAAAUGCAAUGAUGAAAACUUUAUUGGAGAGAAUUGCUCAAUUAGUCUUUUGUCAAAUGUGACUAAAUGUCCAUUUGAAGAAUGUCAUUCAAAAUUCGAUGGUGGUGUUUGCAAUCCAAAAUGUGAUAAUCCACAAUGUAAUUGGGAUGGAACUGAUUGCACACUGGGUGUUGAUCCUUGGAUUCAGUGUAAAUCACAAAAAAAUCAGUGUUGGAAACAUUUUGGAAAUGGUGUUUGUGAUCGCGAAUGCAAUAAUAUGCAUUGUUUGUUUGAUGGAAAUGAUUGUCGACCAAAGAUUGAUGAAUGCCCUAGUGAUUGUGCUAAAAAGUUUGGCAAUCGUAUCUGUGAUCGCCACUGUGACACAGUUGCCUGUGGCCAUGACAAUAAAGAAUGUAGCAUGAAUACACCACCAAAACUGGUACAAGGAUUUUUAGUAAUCAAAUUACGCUCUGGGCGUAGCGAGUUUGAGGCAAACCAAGUUCAACUGCUUCGAAAUCUGAGCAUUAUACUAAAUACAAUUUUAACAAUUGUUACUGUAGAAACUUCUAGCAAAUUUAGACGAUCAUCAUCUGACAGUGCUUUUACUACUAUAACUUUAAAGAUGGAUAACUCUCUUUGCACAGAGCUAUGCUUUGACUCACCUAAAGUUGCUGCAAGCUAUCUUGGGGCUCGUGCUCAAAAGAAAAACCUUGAUCUUGUGUUUCCAAUUUAUUCAGUUUCAGACAGUAAACUCUCCCCAAAUACCUCUUCAAUUACUCACAGCGUUAUAAUUGUCACAAUAAUCACAUUGGUGCUUGUUAUAGUAGUUGUAGGUGGUAAAAAGAUGCGAUUUCGAUUAUGGAAAUUUAACCAAGAUCGACCAAAUGUCAGCGAAAGAGGUGAAGCUGAUGGUGGAGAGGAAAUAGGGUUAUCACCUCCACAUUCAUCAUUUGGAGUUGAUGAUUACAGUCUUGAAGGGUAUAGUUCAGCCAAAAAAUUGAAACUUAGUGAAGAGGCUGAAACAGAAGUACUUGUAGAUACAAGGCGUCAUUUCUGUCAAAAUCAUCUCUUGCAUCAAGCAAUAAUAGUCGGAAACAUAGAAGAAGUUAUAGCAUUAUUAGAUCGUGGAUUUGAUGCCAAUGGGGUAGAUGACACAGGUGUAUCACCAUUGCAAAAGUGUGUAUUAAGGAAUAAUUUUGAUGCUUUUCGUUUGUUAUUACGAAGAAGCAAUAUUGAUCACCAAUGUCAGCUUGGGAAAACAGCUUUAAUGAUGAGUUGUUACUAUAAAAAUUGCUGUAUGCUGGAUGAGUUACUUGCUGUUGGUGCUCGCGUUACUCUUACCGAUGUGAAUGGUCACACUGCAUUACACCACGCUGCUUUGGCAGGAAAUGCCAACGCCAUACAUAUUUUACAUAAAAACAAUGCUAAAGUUGACGUUCAAGAUAUAUUGGGUCAAAGUCCGCUAUUUCUGGCUGUAGUAUCUAUAUCGAUAGAUGCUGUGAGCGCUCUUCUUGCACAUUAUGCAAAUAAAAAUUUAGGAGAUAACAUGGAUAGAACGCCUCUCAUGAUAGCAAAAGAAAUAAAACAUCUCCAGUUAGUUAGUUUGCUUUCUGAUUGGGAUGGUUCACCGCAGUCCCCAAUAUCGCCAACAAACAUAAAAGUUUAUACAAAUGGCUCAAAAAAAAGAAAAAGAAAAGAUUCAUGGGGUAGAGGUGUUGGAUGCACAAGUAAUUCUGUUUCAUUUUCUAAUCCUCCUCGUUUUCAUUACGAUGAUCGUUCUGCGAGGAAUCAGUUCCUAUACCAGCGUACUUCUACCGAUGAUGCAAUCAAUCCUUUUCCUACCCCUCCUUCCGUUACUAUAUAUUCACCUUCAUAUAAAGAUGCCUGUUCUCCUAAUUUUGGUCCAAACAUAUAUGAACUACCGUCUCCGCCUGAGUCGUGGUCGACAUCUUUUUCCUCUCCUUAGUUACAAUGAUAAUAACUUAAAUGUCUUUAUAAGUUCUAUAGUUUUAUAUAAAAUUUCUAUAUAUUUAAAUAGCUUGUACUGUUUCUUAGCUCUUUAUUGCAACAGUUUCAAUUAUUUAUUUGGAUCAAAGAUAUCAGUAACAUUUAAUCCUCUUUAAUUUCUUUGAAACAUGUUUUUUAUCUUAUUUUUAUGAAAAGUGUUUGAAUUUUAUUUAACAGAUUUUUUUAUACCAUGUAAAUAAAGUAAAUUGAAAAUAAAAAAGUGUGUUACUAUUAAA